Molecule: messenger RNA, 620 nt
Organism: Paramecium sonneborni
Lineage: Eukaryota; Ciliophora; Oligohymenophorea; Peniculida; Parameciidae
Source: the annotation of a GenBank genome assembly
CAUGCCAGAAGACCAAGUUUAAAAAAAUGAAAUGAAUAAUAAAGAUAAAGUACCAGCAGGUACAAAUCUUAUUAAACCAAUCAUUAAAAUUGAUUUAAAAGCAUGGUUUAUUUAGCUAAUUUUAUGGAUAUUAGUUGUGUUAAUUGUAAAAAAUUCAUUUUAUUUGAAUUUAGUCAAAAUUCUUCCUUUUUUUAUUAUAAUUAGCUAUUGGUUUCAUUUUGGAAAAUAUUUCAUAAUUUAUAUUAUCUCCAUUUUCAGAUUUAAAUACUCUUAAAUUGAUUAUUGUAAUGUGUAUUAUUCCUGUUUUUAUGAAUGGAUUACAAGUAAGUAUAUAAUUGAUUAUUUAUAGUUUUGGGUUUAAGACAAUUUCUUAAAAAAAACAGAAUUUACUAUUCAAGAAAAAAAAUAUGUGUUAAGUGAAAUGUACGUAGAUGAAGAAUUAACUAAUUUUGCAUAAUUAGAUAAUUUUGUAAAUAAUCCAGUAUUCAUUAUUUAUUAAAUCUUUGACUUAGGAAGUUAAAAGUGAUAAUUGUUUAGAUAAAUUACAUAUAGAAAUGGGAAAUGUAGGUGUAGGGAUAUAAUAAAAUACAAAAGGAUAUCAAAAAGCCGAUUUUGAGUGA